Messenger RNA from Penicillium subrubescens, 738 nucleotides. RefSeq lists its product as uncharacterized. The transcript has 2 exons. The record is from RefSeq and is a predicted model, not a curated record. Gene Ontology annotation, molecular function: cellulase activity. NCBI's taxonomy places the organism in Eukaryota, Fungi, Ascomycota, Eurotiomycetes, Eurotiales, Aspergillaceae. Gene Ontology annotation, biological process: polysaccharide catabolic process. The coding region runs from base 1 to 738 and encodes 245 amino acids.
AUGCGAUCCUUUCUGUCUAUUCCGACCUUGCUACUUGGGGGCUUAGCCUGUCUAGUCAGUUCAUCUGAACUCACUAAGCGGGACUCAUGUGGGCAGUGGGACACGAUCUCAGCGGGACCUUAUACCAUUUACCAGAACCUCUGGGGUAAGUCCAGUGCUACAUCUGGAUGGCAGUGCACUGGCCUGGAUUACCAGGGUGGAGAUAUAGUCUCCUGGCACACCAGCUGGGACUGGCAAGGAGGCCCAGGAAGCGUGAAGUCUUACGCAAAUGUUGGUUUCAAUUUCAACGCAAGGCAACUGAGUUCCAUUCAACAUAUCCCAACCACUUGGCAUUGGAGUUACUCUGGCUCAAAUAUCAUCGCCGAUGUUUCUUAUGAUAUAUUCACCAGCUACUCUCCCGGCGGCUCUUCGGCAUACGAGAUCAUGAUCUGGGUUGCUGCCAUUGGUGGAGCGGGUCCAAUUAGCAGCACGGGUUCACCAAUCGCUACGGUCACGAUCGCUGGCAUUUCGUGGGAUCUCUUCAAGGGCCCGAAUGGACCCACUACUGUUUUCAGCUUCGUCGCUCACGGCGAGCAGACUUCAUUCAAUGCCGACAUUCUCGACUUCUUCGAAUAUUUGAUUCAUAACCAGGGUUUGCCCUCUUCCCAGUAUGUGAGCGGAAUUGCCGCUGGAACCGAGCCGUUCAGCGGAUCCAACGCUCAGUUGACAACUGGCGAGUAUGUCAUUACCAUCGCGUGA